CACCAGCUCAAUUCUUAAUGCCAAAACACGCGAAUCUACGGCUUAGUUAUCGUUCAGUUGUUGUAGGCUGCAUUGCUCCCGAAAAAUUGUCCAAAAAAUAUCCAGACACCAUGUUGCUCAUCUGUCUGUUGAUGUUAACCUUUCUGGCUCUUAAUCACUGGUUGAGACAGAAGUACGACUACUUUAAGAGCCGUGGAGUCCCCUACCUCCCCGCCUCCUCGUGGUCCCCGAUGGGCAAUCUCGGACAGCUUUUAUUCCUCCGUAUUUCCUUUGGCGAUCUUUUUCGGCGGCUCUACGCAGAUCCUCGAGGUGGCCAAGCGAAAGUUGUGGGCUUCUUUGUCUUCCAAACGCCGGCUCUGAUGAUUCGAGAUCCCGAGCUUAUCCGCAAGGUGCUGAUCAAGAACUUUAACAGCUUUCUAAACCGCUACGAAUCGGCAGACAGUGGAGAUCCCAUGGGUGCAUUGACCCUACCGUUGGCGAAGUACCACCACUGGAAGGAGAGUCGGCAGUGCAUGUCGCAACUCUUUACUAGCGGGCGCCUGCGGGAGGUAAUGUAUCCCCAGAUGUUGGGUGUGGCCGUCGACCUGGAGAACUACCUCAACAAAAAGCUUCGGGAUCGGUCAGAGCGUGUUCUUCCAAUAGGAAAAAUGUGCCAGUUAUACACCACUGAUGUGACGGGAAAUCUUUUCUACAGCCUGGAUGUGGGCGGAUUGCGUCGAGGGCGUUCUCAGCUGCUAAAAAAAACAGUAGAACUCUUUAACACAAAUCCCCGAAAGGUUCUUGACUUCAUGAGCGUGUUCUUCCUCCCGAGAAAGACGAAUCUGCUGAGGCCCAAAGUUUUUAGGGAAGACUAUGCGCAGUAUAUGAGAAACUUAGUUAAGGAUCAUCGCGAGCCAGAAAAGGGUGAUCUCAUAAAUCAACUGCAGCACUUCCAGCUCAGGCACUCAUCUAACCACUAUUCCCAACAUCCGGACUUCAUAGCCUCUCAGGCUGGCAUUAUUUUGCUGGCCGGAUUUGAAACUUCUUCAGCCCUAAUAGGAUUCACUCUCUACGAGCUGGCCAAAGCACCAGAUAUUCAAAGCCGACUGAGAAGGGAGCUAAGUGAAGCCUUUAUCUCCACUUCCACCAUCAGCUGUGACUCACUGAUGGCUUUGCCUUAUCUCAAAAUGGUAUGUUUGGAGGCACUGCGUCUCUAUCCGGCUGCUGCGUUUACCAACAGAGAGUGCACCAGUUCGGAAUCCGUAGGGUUCUCCCUACAGCCGCAUGUGGACUUCGUUGUGCCGCCAGGAAUGCCAGCCUACAUCUCAAUUCUUGGCCUGCACCGUGAUGAAAAGUACUGGCCCGAACCUCUUCGCUUUGAUCCCGAGAGGUUCGCUCCAGAGCGGACCAAGGACAUUCACCCCAUGACCUAUAUACCGUUUGGAGCUGGGCCUCAUGGCUGUAUUGGUAGUCGUCUCGGCAUCCUCCAGCUGAAAUUGGGCAUAGCCCACAUUUUAAAACUAUAUUGGGUUGAGGUUUGCGAGCGAACAGUACCGGAGAUUCGCUUCAACCCCAAGUCGUUCAUGUUGGCGUCGCAGGAUGAAAUAUACUUAAGGUUCUGCAGGGAUACAUUAUAGUUUUAAAAAUAUAAAAAAUCUCUGGCUGUGAUUUAAACAAAAAGAUAUUUUCACACCAUUAGUUCCUAGCUUUCCACUACACUGAAUCUCAUUGUUCCCCAAAGAAUUUUAAGGUCAUUGUACUUAAAACAAAUGUUUAGUAUUUAGAAUAUGUAUUAUAUUGUUUCUUAAACUCCCAUUCAAUAAAUCACAUUAAAAAAGUAA
Molecule: messenger RNA, 1820 nt
Organism: Drosophila suzukii
Lineage: Eukaryota; Metazoa; Arthropoda; Insecta; Diptera; Drosophilidae
Source: RefSeq, a predicted model, not a curated record